Papilio xuthus (Asian swallowtail) is the source of this 1068-nucleotide messenger RNA. It is a transcript of the gene mRpL48, whose product is annotated as mitochondrial ribosomal protein L48. Gene Ontology annotation, cellular component: mitochondrial ribosome. The coding region runs from base 90 to 668 and encodes 192 amino acids. NCBI's taxonomy places the organism in Eukaryota, Metazoa, Arthropoda, Insecta, Lepidoptera, Papilionidae. The record is from RefSeq and is a predicted model, not a curated record. The transcript has 5 exons.
UUGAGUUCUGUUUAUUGGCUAUAAAUAUAAAAAUAACCUAUAAAUGUGCUUAAUUUAAGUGUUACGUGAUAAAUUAAAUUAAAAACAAAAUGUUUUCUUCAAGAAUUUCAUCUUUACGUAAAGUAAACCAUAUAUUGAAAACAAAUAAGAUUAUAAGAUCGACAGCAGUUGUACAAAAUCAACAAAAACGUUUCAAAGCCGACUUGCAUGAACCUGAUUAUUUAAUAAGCAUGGAACCGGAUGAACCUGUGUAUGACUGUUUAAAUUUGCAGUUGAAAGGUUAUGAUUUUGCAGUGCUAGAAGCAUGCCAAGCUGAACUACAUCGUGUAGCUGAUAUAAUGGGUGUACAAGUUGAUGAAUGUUGGGCAACUCCUGCACAGCAAUUAAAAGUGCAACGCUAUAAACCAAGAGGCACUGUUGUGGACGCUGAGUACAGUCUUAAUGUUUAUGAAAGAAAUGUCCAGGUAGUGGAUGUACCAGCAUGGGCGUUGGGCACUUUACUUCGGAUAGCCAGAGCAUACUUACCAGAAGGCUGUACUUUGAAUGUCCAUGAACAUACUGUAGAUCAUGAGGAAAUUCGUUAUGUACCUGAUACUGAGCUCUUAGAUCUUAAACAACAACUGGAAGGCAUGGGUGGAAGCCGUCAAGAUAGUAAAAAGAAAAAAUAAAUUAAUUGCUUAAAUAAUUAUAAGUAGUAAAUAUAUUAUUAAUAGUUAUACAUAUAUAUUUUAUUAUAGUAGUAGUAACUUAUACUUAUUGAAAAUAAAAUUCCAUCUCUUACCCUGUUUUCUACACCCUAGUAGGUAAUUGGUAUAUUUUAUGUAUGUAUAUCUAUUCGCAUCUGUGCAUAUGAUAUUAUUUAUAUUUGAAUGCAUAUAAGUCACAUAUUUAUUCUUCAGAGAUCUUAGGACUACAAAUUCCCUUGUCCGUUGUUUAAAUAGAUAAUUUGACUCUUGUGGACUAAGGUAGACCCUUCUUUCUUGUCUCGGAAGAAAUGAUUGUGUAAAAACACAAAACAAUCUGUAUUUACAUCUAAUUUCAAGUUAAAUUAAAUGUAAUUUUUAAAAU